UCUAUUUAUCAAAACAACACCUAAUAAUUAUUCUCUCUCUUCUCCUUUUCUAUUUUUCUUUUUGCUCCACUUUGUUGGAGCUGAACAAGGUUUCAGUUCUUCAGUUUCUCUUUCUAGAAGAAGAAUACUAAAUUCUGAAAGGAUGGCUUCAAUUGAUUCUUGAAAUUAUCAGCUUUGCUGAAAUGGAUAUUUUCUCUAAAGGGUUUUUCAACUAAGACUCUCUACUGUGAGACGUGAUCUGCUAUUGUCUUUUAGUAUCUUCCUCAUCAGUUUGUAUAUAAGAGCAUUUACACAACUCUUGAUGCCCCUCUACAAGAUUAGAUAAAAUGGAUCGAUCAGACACAUCAGGGUUUGUGAGUGGAGGAGGUCAGCUUUUCCCUAAUAUAGUUUGAUAACAUCCAAUGAUCUUAAUGAGAAAAAUAUGUGCCUUGUUCCAGAUGUCGAGCUCACAAGGAGUGAUACAACAUUAAGAUUGGAUUGCUUUGGUUAUGGAGGAAAUGGGUUUAUCAGAUUUGGAGGCAGUGGAACCAGCAGUAGAAGCCAUGUUAUGCAACAGAAUGCUGUUGAUGAUGGGUUUAAAUUGGUACUUGGUUUGGGCCCAACACCUACAAUGUUUUCCGACGAUUAUUGCCCUGGUGGAGCUAAUAAAAACAAAGGGUUUACAGCCUUGUUGAAUCAGGGGCUAUCAUCUGAGAGUGAUUCAAUCCUCAAACUUGGCCUCUCUGGGAAUACUGAUGAAAUUUCCAAUGCACUUGAUUUUUCUGCUAUCACUCAGAGUACUGCUGGUGCACCUCAUCAUCUUGAUCAGCUAUCUUCGGCUGGAAAUAGACCAGCGAUCCCUGUCCUGGAUGAAGGUUCUACAACGGCCAAGAAGUCGGGUGGAUACAUGCCUUCACUUCUUCUUGCUCCAAGAAUUGAAAACAACCACCUAUCCUUCCAAAACAAGGAACUUUUGGAGCUGGGUGCAAAAUCGCAUUUCCAUCUCCCUGAGCUGAGCUCUGAACCUUCUUGUAUCUCUGAUUACUCAAUGAGUACCAUGUCCGAACCAACGACAAUGGCUACAUCCUCACGUAAGACAACCAAUCCCAAGAGAUGCAAGUUUCCGGGGUGUCCCAAAGGAGCUCGAGGAGCAACAGGUCUUUGCAUUGGACAUGGCGGAGGACAGAGAUGCCAAAAACCGGGAUGCAACAAAGGUGCUGAGAGUAGGACCGCCUACUGUAAGGCCCAUGGAGGAGGGAAGAGGUGUGAGCACCUGGGAUGCACUAAAAGUGCAGAAGGUAAGACCGAUUACUGCAUAGCACAUGGCGGUGGGAGGCGCUGUAGUUUUACUGGAGGUUGCACCAGAGCAGCACGUGGCAGGUCAGGCCUUUGCAUCAAGCAUGGUGGGGGAAAGCGGUGCAAUGUGGAAGGAUGCACUCGUAGUGCCGAGGGGAAAGUUGGCUUGUGCAUUUCCCAUGGUGGUGGACGCCGUUGCCAAUACCCUAGUUGUGCAAAGGGCGCACAGGGAAGCACUUUGUACUGCAAAGCACAUGGUGGUGGAAAGCGUUGCAUAUUUGCUGGCUGCACCAAAGGAGCCGAAGGGAGUACGCCUCUUUGCAAAGCACAUGGUGGCGGAAAACGUUGUCUCUUUGAUGGUGGUGGGAUAUGCCCCAAAAGUGUACAUGGAGGCACGAAUUUUUGUGUUGCACAUGGUGGUGGGAAGAGGUGUGCUGUUCCAGGAUGCACUAAGAGUGCUCGAGGGCGUACAGAUUGUUGUGUUAAGCACGGAGGAGGGAAACGUUGCAAGUUUGAAAACUGUGGGAAGAGUGCUCAAGGUAGUACUGACUUUUGCAAGGCUCAUGGUGGUGGUAAGCGUUGCAGCUGGGGAGAGGGGAAAUGUGAGAAGUUUGCUAGAGGAAGAGGAGGGCUAUGUGCUGCUCACAGCAGCUUGUUACAUGGGAGGAAUGCUAAUAAAGGAGGCAUGAUUGCACCAGGACUUUUCCACGGACUGGUCCCUGCUGCCUCCCCCUUAAAGACCACUUUUGAGAAGAACAAUCGUUCCUCUUCUAUGGUGAGCAUGAUCUCAGAUUCAGUUCAUUCACUCGAGAAGCCGGCUGAAAGGCAGCAACUUAUACCACCACAAGUAUUGGUUCCCUUGUCAAUGAAGGCCUUAUCAACUUGUUCUAACCCCUUAACUUCAGAGAAGCAGGACAACAGAAGCACCGACCUUGCGAUUGGAAGAAACAACACAAACAACAACGUUGAGUUUGUUGUCCCAGAGGGCAGAGUUCAUGGUGGUGGGCUAAUGUCAUUGCUUGGGGGAAAUAUGAAAAAUGCAAUAAUGUGAAGCUGUGCACUUUGCUAUUGGUGAAUUUGUACUCUCAUGAACUAGUAUUCAUUUCUUUUUUGAACUGUGUAUAAAUGUUUGUAUCAGUUUUGUGGGACUCUAAGAGUGUUCUGUUAAGUACAUAGGUUAUGCUAUUGUAACUUGUAAUUGUCAGGUUGCCUUAUUCCUGAAUUUGUACUCUCAUUCAGUCCAUCUAGUCGGUUAUGCAGAA
Molecule: messenger RNA, 2537 nt
Organism: Nicotiana attenuata
Lineage: Eukaryota; Viridiplantae; Streptophyta; Magnoliopsida; Solanales; Solanaceae
Exons: 3
Coding region: 422-2326 (634 amino acids)
Source: RefSeq, a predicted model, not a curated record